AUGGUGGAAAUCGAUGAAAUCGUCGGCCCAGCGGAAGAAGAAAGAAGCAGGGUGUUUACUCAGCUAAAAGUCUACUGCUUUGAGCUUCUGGAGCUUCUCCAAAACCCUAAGAAGCAUUCCUCUGCUCUCUCUUCUUUGCUUCAUUUCCUUCGCCAGUCUCCCUCUCACGCUCUCCAGCCCUUCUUCGACUAUACUUUGUUUCCCUUGCUGCUUCUAUUGGAUGCGGCUGUCGACUGUAGAACCUCAAAGAAGCUUGGUUCCAAAGAAGAAGUUGUGAGCUCUAAUGUCUCAAAAAGGCCCCAAAAAGUGAGUGAUAGUGUUGCUGAAGGUGUGCUUCAGUGCCUGGAGGAACUUCUCAAGAAGUGUCUUUUAGGAUCUGCAGAUCAGAUGGUUGUAGUGCUGAAAAAAUUGACUUAUGGGGCUUUGCUUUCUCCAUCUGAUGCGUCAGAAGAGUUUCGUGAAGGAGUUGUUAAGUGUUUCAAGGCAAUGCUUUUGAAUUUACUUCCAUGCUCUGAUGAGUCCUGUGCAUGUAAACAAAUCUUUGGCAUGCCUAUGCUUUUAGAAAACAGAGACUUAAAAGAUCCUCUCAGUAGAUCUUCAAAGUACGAUUCAGAACCAGAUGAAUGUUUACUUGCAUUUCUACAAUCACAAGCUGCUUCUGCAGCUGUCGGACACUGGGCUGUCUCUUCUUCUCAAUAUACUGAGGCUGCACGAGGACAUCUAGGCAGUGCAAGGCUUCGUAUUGAGGCCUUUAUGACUCUGCGUGUGCUUGUUGCUAAGGUUGGUACUGCUGAUGCAUUAGCCUUCUUUUUACCUGGUGUUGUUAGUCAAUUUGCCAAAGUUUUGCAUGCCUCGAAAACAAUGACCAGUGGGGCUGCAGGAAGCGGGGAUGCAAUUGAUCAAGCAGUUAGAGGUUUGGCUGAGUAUCUGAUGAUAGUUCUGCAGGAUGAUGCUAAUUUAUCUAGACUUGAUAUGUCCGUAACGGUUACUUCUGAGUCCAAUUUAAAAAACUAUGAAUCUACACAAUCUUUAAUGGAUGAGCUCCGUAAGUUGCCUGUUAAGGCACAUGGUCCAAGUAAAAUGGUAAUGGAAGAUUCAAGUAAUAAAGUGAUUCCAACUACUUCCCAAUCUGAGAAGAAAACUGAUUCUGGCAAAGGCGAUAGAUCUUUGCAUGUGGAUCGUACGAAUGAUUGGAUUGAGAAAACUUCAAUCCAUGUGGAUAAACUUUUGGGUGCAACUUUUCGACAUAUUUGCAUUCAUCCAGCAAAAAAAGUGAGGCAAGGGCUCCUGGCUUCCAUACGAGGACUGUUGUCAAAGUGCGUCUAUACGCUAAGGCAGAGUAGACAAAUGCUUCUGGAGUGCUUAUGUGCUUUGGUUAUUGAUGACUCUGAAGAGGUGUCUGCAGGUGCACAAGAAUCCCUUCGGAAUUUAUUCACAUUGAUUGGAGAAAAUCAAUUGGGACAUGAUGUUGCUCAGAUUUUUACCAGGCUCAUUGAUAAGCUUCCAAAAGUGGUGCUUGGGAGUGAGGAAUCACUUGCACUAUCACACGCUCAGCAGUUACUUGUAAUAAUGUAUUAUUCUGGUCCUCAGUUUGUGGUGGAUCACAUCCUUCAGUCUCCAGUAACAGCUACUCGUUUCCUGGACAUUUUUUCUGUUUGUAUGAGUCAGAAUUCGGUAUUUGCUGGUUCUCUUGAUAAGCUUAUUAAAUCGAGGUCAUCCUCAGUAGUUUACCUUGACUCUCUAUCUGAGUUGAAGGCUGGAACUAACAUUACCAGCGAUUGCCUGACAAUCAUGGCUGCUGUUCCUCAAAAUUCAAAGAUAAAAGACAUCCAGGAGAAAGGUAUACCAUAUGCAUCAAAUGAUGCACAGAAGAAUUAUGAGCUUCCGCACAUGCCUCCUUGGUUUUUUCACAUUGGAAGUCGAAAACUAUACGAAGCUCUUUCAGGAAUUCUUAGACUCAUAGGUUUAUCCUUGAUGGCAGAUAUAAAAAAUGGGCAGCAUCUGUCACUCAUUACUGAAAUUCCACUGGGUUGCUUGCGUAAAUUAGUUUCUGAGAUUCGUAUGAAGGAUUAUAACAAAGCCAGUUGGCCAUCAUGGUAUAAUAGAACUGGUUCAGGACAGUUACUGCGCCAGGCAAGCACUGCUGUAUGUAUUCUGAAUGAGAUGAUAUUUGGUAUAUCUGAUCAAGCCACUGAUUUUUUCACAAGGAUAUUUCCAAACUCAAGAAAAAGAAGGAAAGAGGUUCGGGAAUCUGGUGCAGGGUUUGCUGGUGGCCAACCUUUUGAAAUCGAAUCUUCUGUCCUUUGUGAAUCUAGUUGGAAGGUUUUACAAGAUGAGGGUUUAAGGAGUCACUUGAUUGACUGUAUUGGUAGAAUUUUACAUGAGUAUCUAUCUCAUGAAGUAUGGGAACUUCCAACUGAACAUAAAUCUUCGGGCAUACAUCCUGACCAUGAAGCUGAAGAUGUUAGUGUAAACUUCUUUCAGGACACAGCUAUGCUACACCAGGUUACUAUUGAAGGAAUAGGCAUAAUCAGUAUCUGCCUUGGAGGAGAUUUUGCUUCUAGUGGAUUUCUUCAUCAAUCCCUUUAUAUGUUGCUUGAGAAUCUCGUUUCUUCAAACUAUCAUGUUAGAAGUGCUUCCGAUGCUGUAUUACAUAUCUUGGCUGCUUCAUCUGGCUAUCCAACAGUUGGACACCUAGUACUAGCGAAUGCAGACUAUGUGAUUGAUUCAAUAUGUCGGCAAUUACGCCAUUUGGAUAUUAACCCUCAUGUACCAAAUGUGCUCGCUGCCAUGCUUUCCUAUAUUGGAGUGGCUUAUAAGAUUUUGCCUCUAUUUGAGGAGCCGAUGCGCUCUGUUUCUGUGGAGCUUGAGAUUCUUGGCAGGCAUCAGCACCCUGAAUUGACCAUUCCCUUUUUAAAGGCUGUAGCAGAAAUUGCCAAGGCAUCAAAGCAGGAGGCUUGUUCAUUGCCGAGCCAAGCAGAGUCUUAUUUGUUGGAUGUCAAGGCUAGAAUACAUGAUAUGGAAAAGAAAGUUGAUGAUGACCUUCUUAUGUCCCCCGUGGAUUCAGAGCAAUGGGAGAGCAUUUUGUUUAAGCUGAAUGAUUCAAAGAGAUAUAGACGAACAGUUGGAGCUAUUGCCAGUUCAUGUAUUAUGGCUGCAACCCCUCUACUAGCUUCAGGAAGGCAAGCAGCUUGUCUGGUGGCCUUGGAUAUAGUCGAGGAUGGUGUUAUGUCAUUGGCAAAAGUGGAAGAGGCUUAUCGCCAUGAGAGAGCUGCUAAGGAAGCAAUUGAAGAAGUGAUUGAGUCAUAUUCACUAUAUUAUCUCCAAGAUAUGUUGGAUGCUGCUGAUGAAGGGGCUGAUGAGAACAGGUUGCUUCCAGCAAUGAAUAAAAUCUGGCCUUUCCUGGUUAUUUGUAUUCGAAAUAGAAAUCCAGUGGCUGUUCGAAGAUGUUUAUGUGUGGUGAGCAACACAGUGCAAAUUUGUGGAGGAGAUUUCUUUUCACGACGCUUCCACACUGAUGGCUCCCACUUCUGGAAACUUCUGUCUACCUCCCCAUUCCAUAGAAAGCCCAACUUAAAAGAAAAAAUCCCUUUGCAACUUCCUUACAGAAGCACUUCCACUUCUUCGGAGGACUCCUUGGCCGAAACUUCUAAUCUCAAAGUCCAGGUUGCAGUGCUCAACAUGAUUACUGAAUUGUCACGAAACAGAAGGAGUGCUUCGGCAUUGGAAGUUGUCCUCAAGAAGGUCAGCGGUCUUAUGGUAGGGAUUGCUUGUAGUGGCGUGGUUGGUCUCCGUGAUGCAUCUGUAAAUGCCCUUCAGGGUCUUGCAUCUAUGGAUCCUGAUCUUAUUUGGCUUCUUAUAGCUGAUGUUUACUAUUCUAUGAAGAAAAAAGACAUACCUUCACCCCCAACAUCAGACAUACCUGAAAUCUUCCAAAUUCUGCCCCCACCCUCAUCUCCAAAAGAGUACCUUUAUGUGCAGUACGGAGGGCAGAGUUAUGGUUUUGAUGUUGACUUUCCUUCUGUGGAAACUGUUUUCAAGAAACUGCAUGCACUCUAG
Prunus armeniaca (apricot) is the source of this 4059-nucleotide messenger RNA. The record is from the annotation of a GenBank genome assembly. Lineage: Eukaryota; Viridiplantae; Streptophyta; Magnoliopsida; Rosales; Rosaceae.